Serpula lacrymans var. lacrymans S7.9 is the source of this 1516-nucleotide messenger RNA. RefSeq lists its product as uncharacterized. The transcript is spliced from 3 exons. The record is from RefSeq and is a predicted model, not a curated record. The coding region runs from base 159 to 1403 and encodes 414 amino acids. NCBI's taxonomy places the organism in Eukaryota, Fungi, Basidiomycota, Agaricomycetes, Boletales, Serpulaceae.
CACGUGUUGUCGUCGAGCUACUCGAUGAAAGGAAUGACGAUCCGAUCACGACUGCGCGCAAGGCAUUCCUAACAUCCACUCCGAAGGAGAGGUCUUCAAACACUGGCACCCCAUCUACAUUUCGGACACGACAACAUGAUCCACAACGACUUCAAUCUAUGCCCUGUGGUCGUCCCCGCGAAUAUGAAGAAACUAUCCCUGUAACCCUCUUACAUCCUGUCUUUGGCCAGUUUCUUGAUGACUGUCAGACUAUUGAUAUAACAGCUGAGGACAACAGUUUCAUUGAGCACCUCGCGACAGCCAUGUCGGCCUUGUAUGGCGACGAGAGUGAACGGGUCGAAGCUGUUGGCAAGGUAUUUCAAAACUACCGCUUCCAGUUUACCAUCACCAACACGAAGCCCGCUGGAUACCUGACGAAUGCAGAAAUGCAAGUCAAUGGACAUCGUUAUGUGAUUGCCGAAUUCAAAAACGAAACCGGGAGUACAUCAACUGAGCCGUAUUUCCAAGCCAUAGGAUACUACCUAGACUCGACGAGAGAAUACGCUCUCAAAUUCAGCAGGUCCCCUUUGCCAUGCCUCCUUCUCACCAUUUUCGGGCCAUAUAUGGUGUUUGCCGGUGCCGCAUGGAACUUGCGUCCAACGGUACAAAUCUUGUCAACACCUAUUGCGUUUCACUUUCAUUCCACCGAUAUCCACAAUCGACUUACUGUGGCACGUCACAUGGCCGCUUUUCGCAAAGCUGCCGAAAGGCUGAAUGAAUAUUACGAAAACCUGACAGAAACACCUCUUCUUACUUCCGCACCGGUCCCCCCUCAUAUGUUCGCGUACUCAACGAGUUACAGAUCGCUUCACAGCAAUACUUUGAAAAAUUUCCGGUACGUGACAGAACUGGACUCUGACAAGCUCGUCUUCUCCGGAACUGAAGACGAAGGCGAUCAUAUAUGUAUCAAAUUCGUUCAAACUUAUUCGUGCGAUGUCCAUAAUCACUUUGUAUCUUUGGGAUGUGCCCCAGCCUUGCGAGGGUUCGAAAAGAUCGCCGGUGGCUGGUUCAUGGUGGUCAUGGACAUGCUCCCUGACGACUUUGAGAUGCUGAGUGCCCGCACGGGACGGCUCCCCCUUUCUGUCUUCACCGAUAUAUCCGCAAAACUGGAAAGUCUUCACGAAGCUGGUUAUGUCCAUGGCGAUAUUCGCGAUGCGAAUAUUAUGGUGUCCAAGACUGACGAGACACGGUUCAUGAUCAUCGACUUCGACUGGGCGGGCAGCGCUGGAGAGGCGCGAUAUCCAGCUUGCGUCAAUUACAUGGAUAUAGUAAGGCCACAAGAAGCUCGCGACGGGAAAAAGAUCUUGAGGGACCACGACAAUUUUAUGCUCCAAGUCGUAAAAAGAUGGAACUUCAUGGAUUAGGUAUAUUUUAUUUGUAUCAUGAUGUAGCAAAACCGUCAUGCUGAAUGGCGUCUAUUCUAUAUGGUUUUUGUAAUUCAGUAAAGGUUCGGGCUAGAAAUGAUAGCGAUUUCGAU